Andrographis paniculata is the source of this 1220-nucleotide messenger RNA. RefSeq lists its product as uncharacterized. Gene Ontology annotation, molecular function: aminoacyl-tRNA deacylase activity. The transcript is spliced from 12 exons. Lineage: Eukaryota; Viridiplantae; Streptophyta; Magnoliopsida; Lamiales; Acanthaceae. The record is from RefSeq and is a predicted model, not a curated record. The coding region runs from base 130 to 1092 and encodes 320 amino acids.
AUUAUCGGAAUUCAGAUCACUGCAAUUUGCAAAGUCUCUUCCUUUGGAGCGACACCGCUGCAACUGCAAUACGACCGCCGCGUUGUGAAUCUGGCCGGCGUAAAAUUUUUGUGAUCUCCUGCCAGCGUGAUGGGUGUUAUGAAAGAGCAGCUUCUGGCUCGUUUAGAGGAACUUAAAAUAGAGUUUCAGCAAUAUGAGCAUCCAGUUGUUUUGACAGUUGAAGCCCAGGCAAAGCAUGUUGGUCACUUGAAAGGUGCAUUGAGCAAGAAUCUUUUCUUGAAGGAUAAAAAGCAAAGAUAUUAUGUUGUUUCUGCUUUGGCGGAAACGAAAGUGGAUCUGAAAGUGCUAUCUCAGAGGCUUGGUCUGGGAAAAGGAGGUCUGAGAAUGGCCCCGGAAGAAGCACUUGGAGAAAUUCUUCAGGUUCCCCUUGGUUGUGUUACUCCUUUUGCACUUGUUAAUGAGACAGCAAGGCAUGUAUCGUUAUUGUUAGACCAAGGGUUUAAAACGAAAGAGAGCUGUUUCUUCCAUCCAUUGUCUAAUGACAUGACAAUUGCUCUUAAUGCCCGUGAUCUCGACAAGUUUCUAAAUUCAAUUGGAAAACUUCCUGCGUAUGUUGAUCUCGAGGCAAACCCUCCUGUAGGGAAGGAUCAUCCUCCCGAUUUGGCUGCUCUUGUUCCGUCUGAUGCACCGACGAUGGCUGAUCCUCCAACACAACAGGGAUCUUCUCAAGUCUCUGAGAAGAAUCAUGUCUCCUCAAAUACCCAACCGAAGGUAGUUCCAGCAGCAAAACCUGUAAAAUCAUCCAGUGCUCCUGCAAAAGGGAAAUCUCCUGGAGCAGAGAACGUGUUGAUCUCCUUUGCUGACCCUGACAAAUUUGUUGAGGAGAUUUUGGAAAAGACAGCUGCCGUAAUCCUUUCAGAGUUUAAAGAGGAGAACAUAGAGAAACAUCGAGAAGAGCUUGCUACGACGGCUUCAAAGAGCAUAAGCAAACAACUCGGGUUGGAGUUGAAGAAUCUUGCUAUAAUAUUCAAGAAUACUGCGUACACAGAAGGCUUCAAGGCUGGCCUUCACCAUCAGCCAAAGAGAAUGUAGAGGAAAUCGAAUAGUGGAGGAACUAUAAAUGGAAUUGAAUUGCAUCCUUUCAAUUUUGGACAUGUUAUAUGCCUCUGGAUUCAUUGUCAUUGUUUAGUCCGAUACAAGUUUCAGAAUUUCUCAGUUUA